CACUCGGCGACAUUCCUCGAUGCUCGACGCUGCAAUCUGUACGGGUGCAUCGCUGUGGACAUGCAAACGUCCCCCGCAGCAAGCCCCACGUCGGGGUGGCCCCGGCGAUGCCUGCCUCCGAUGCAGGCGCGACUCACCGUCACAGCCAAAAUUUCGAACCGCCGCUCUCCACGACACGACUGACACACAAUGGCAGCCAUAGAAGACUACUCGCGGCCGACGACGCCAGACAACGCCAGCGGCGCUCAUGGCCCCAACGGCACCAACGGCCUCACAUCGCCGCGCACACCCCGGCCGACGGGCCUCUCCCUCACCGAGUACACGGCGAACCCCAGUCCGCCCCGCGAGCGGUCGGAGGAGCGCAAUGUGGUCCCUGAGGCCUUCCUGCUGCCCAACGGGCACCCAGACUACCUGCGCCUGAUCCUCACGUCCCGCGUCUACGAGGUCGUCGACGAGACGCCGCUUACCCACGCCACCAACCUCAGCAACCGCCUCGAAUGCAAUGUGCUGCUCAAGCGCGAGGACCUGCAGCCCGUCUUCAGCUUCAAGCUGCGCGGCGCCUACAACAAGAUGGCCCACCUCGACCCGAAGGACCGCUGGCGCGGCGUCGUGGCCUGCAGCGCUGGCAACCACGCCCAAGGUGUCGCCUACUCGGCCCGUCACCUGAAGAUCCCCGCGACCAUCGUCAUGCCGUCGGGCACCCCUGACAUCAAGCACAAGAACGUCUCACGCCUCGGCGGCUCUGUCAUAUUGCACGGCGCCGACUUCGACGAGGCAAAGGCCGAAGCCGCGCGCCUCGAGAAGCUGCACAGUCUCGUUUCGAUACCGCCCUUCGACGAUCCAUACGUCAUUGCUGGUCAGGGCACCGUCGGCCUGGAGCUCCUGCGUCAGACCAAUUUGCAGAAGCUGCAUGCCAUCUUCUGCUGUGUCGGCGGCGGUGGCCUGAUCGCCGGCAUCGGCGUGUACAUCAAACGCAUUGCCCCCCACGUCAAGAUCAUCGGUGUCGAGCAGUACGAUGCAAACGCCAUGGUCGAGUCGCUGAAGGCCGGCCGCCGCGUGCUGCUGAAGGAGGUUGGUCUGUUCGCCGACGGAGCAGCGGUCAAGACGGUGGGCGAGGAGACGUUCCGCAUCUGCCGCGAGGUUGUCGACGAGGUCGUCCAGGUCACGACAGACGAGACGUGCGCCGCCAUCAAGGACAUGUUCGAGGACACUCGAUCCAUUGUCGAGCCCGCUGGUGCCCUGGCCCUUGCCGGCUUGAAGAAGUGGGUCAGCCGCAACCCCUCUCCUGACCGUGAGCGAGGCCUUGUCGCAAUCGCAAGUGGUGCAAACAUGAACUUCGACCGCCUGCGUUUCGUCGCCGAGCGCGCCGCACUUGGUGAGAACAAAGAGGCUCUGCUGUCCGUUACCAUACCCGAGACACCAGGAGCUUUCGCAAAGCUGGUUUCUACCAUCCACCCCAUGGGCAUUACAGAGUUCAGCUACCGCUAUUCUGGGCCAGAGGAAGCCAACAUCUUGGUCGGUGUUGAGCUCAAGGCUGCCACACGGUCUCGCGACCUUCCUGACCUUAUCACUCGCCUUGCCGCCGAAGGCAUGAAAGCAACCGAUCUGUCUCAGGACGAGCUCGCCAAAUCGCAUAUCCGGUACUUGGUAGGCGGUCGCAGCGCCGCCGCCGACGAGCACAUGUUCAUGUUCGAAUUUCCUGAACGGGGCGGCGCGCUCAACAAGUUCUUGAACACAAUGCAGCCCGGCAUGAACAUCAGUCUCUUCCACUACCGAAAUUACGGUGGUGAUGUCGCCAAGAUUCUUGCUGGCAUCCAGUGCAAGCAAGAAGAGAGCGCGAAAUUGACUGACUUCCUGGGAGAGAUAGGGUACCCAUACAAGGAGGUCACAGAAAGCGCUAGCUAUAAGAUGUUUCUAAGGGAUUGAAGAUAGCCUGGCUUGUGAGGCUCUCGACCUGCCGCCAAGGCUUGCGCUAUGCUCGCUCUCAAGCAUCAAUUUCCUCAAAGCUCGUGUCACCUUUAGUCAUUUGAUCUCUC
Messenger RNA from Boeremia exigua, 2036 nucleotides. Its product is annotated as threonine dehydratase-like protein. NCBI's taxonomy places the organism in Eukaryota, Fungi, Ascomycota, Dothideomycetes, Pleosporales, Didymellaceae. Gene Ontology annotation, biological process: L-threonine catabolic process. The record is from RefSeq and is a predicted model, not a curated record. The transcript is spliced from 2 exons. Gene Ontology annotation, molecular function: pyridoxal phosphate binding; threonine deaminase activity. The coding region runs from base 190 to 1926 and encodes 578 amino acids.